This is a messenger RNA of Sphenostylis stenocarpa, 1389 nucleotides long. Lineage: Eukaryota; Viridiplantae; Streptophyta; Magnoliopsida; Fabales; Fabaceae. The record is from the annotation of a GenBank genome assembly.
AUGCAUAAUGUUCCAGAUGUAAAUUUUCCAAACAUGGGACCACAGAGCAUGGAACUGCAGAAUAAUCUUUUGGAAAGGCAGAAUGCCCAAGAAUAUUUGGAAAGCAUGGAGCUGCAGAAUAUUCUCAUGGAGGAGCAGAAUGUUCAAGAAAAUUUGAAAGCCUUGGAGUCGCUGAACAGUAUAAUGGAGAAGCAUAAUGCUCAAGGACAUCCGGAAACCAUGUGGCAGCAGGAUGUUUACGUGGAGCAGCAGCUGAAUGAUCAAGGACAUUUAGCGACCAUGAACACGCAGAAUAUUCAAGGAAAUUUGGUUAUCAUGGAGCUGCAGGAUUAUCUCAUGCAGCAGAAAAAUCUUCUAAUGGAUCAGCAGAAUGGUGACGACCCUUUCUUAACCAUGGAGCAGCAAAAUAAUUUCAUGGAGCAGCAGAAUGUUAAUGAAAAUAACUUAACCAUGGAUCAGAAGUUUUUUAAUGAAUAUUUGGCGACAAUGGAGCAGCAGAAUGGGCCAGAAAAAUUGGCGACCGUGGAUCAGCUAUAUGUACCAGAACAAUUUGAAAACAUAGAGCUGCAGGAUGUGCCAGAACAAUUUAAUGAUAUAGAACUAGUGGAAAGCUUGGAGCUGCAAAAUGUGGCAGAACAAUUUGCAAGCAUGGAGCGGCAGAAUGUGGAAGAAAAGCUCGCAACUGUGGAGGAGCACAAUCUGGCAGAACAAUUUGCAAGCAUGGAGCAGCAGAAUGAGGAAGAAAAGGUUGCAACUGUGGAGGAGCACAAUGUGGCAGAACAAUUUGCAAGCAUGGAGGGGCAGAAUGAGGAAGAAAAACUUUCAACUGUGGAGGAGCACAAUGUGGCAGAACAAUUUGCAAGCAUGGAGCAGCAGAAUGAGGAAGAAAAGGUUGCAACUGUGGAGGAGCACAAUGUGGCAGAACAAUUUGCAACGAGGGAGCAGCAGAAUGUGGCAGAAAAUAUUGAAACUGUGGAGCAGCAGAAUGUGGGAGACGAAUCGGCAAACGUGGAGGCACAGAAUGAUGGUCGUCCAGGGCUUGAGCAGUCAUGUGAAGACCCCUGGAAAAUCAAGAAAAGACUGCAAGAUAAUGAUCUGAGGAAGCGGCUGCUGAUAGUGGCAGACAUGGCAAGAAGAUUCUUGUUACCUGCAAUCAAUGCUACUGCUGCUGAGAUUGAACAAGGAACUCAAGUUGCGAUUUGGGAUGUGGACACGGUGACCGGGCACACUCUAACUUUAACGAAAUGGUCAAAAUCGUAUGUUUUCACUCAUAACUGGUACGAUGAUUUUGUCCGGAGAAGGGACUUACAUUUAUAUGAUAGAGUUGGUCUUUAUUGGGAUCCUUCCCAAAACCGCUUUAAUUUUUCUGUUCUUCGGCGUUGGGAUUGA